ACAUCGGGGGCCCCAAAAACGCUCGUUCGCUCGCGACCGACAACGACGGACCAAAAACUUCGUCGUGAAUGGUAAAUGAAAAAAAAGAAAAAAAAAUAAAGUGCAGUUUUAACCCUACGCCAAAAUAAAAAAAAAACAAAAAAAAAUGCAAAGAAAUUAAACAACAAAAACAACACGGUAAAGCAAGUGCAAGUGGCAAACAUAAACAACGGCAGCGCCAGCAGCAAGAACAACUAAACAAACGCGGAUCAGUGUGCCCGUGUGUAUGUGUGCGUAUAUGUGUGUAGUACUGUGUUGUUAUUGCAUUGGUUAAAAAAAGAACACAAGGCAAUUGAAGCUUUUUGGAUGCGUGUAAAUCGUAACCGGUAAAAAAAAGUUAGCCGCCAAUCCCGCUGUGUCUUCGACCUCUUCCUUUUGCACUUCCACCGCGUCUCGGAUGCUGCAUGUGCAACAGUAAGCACGAGACGUAGUAAACAAUAACACCAAUAAUAUCAAAAAUAAUAAUAAUACUAAAAGACGCUGUGAACACGUUGUCCUGCCCCCGCCGCCUCUAUCAAUCUGGAGCAGCAUCAUGGACACUAUUUGUAGGCUGUGUUUUCAGACAGCGACGUUAUUCCAAGUGCCCGGCUAUAGCAUACCAACGUGCGUGCGCUGCUCGGAACAGUUGACAAGCAAUUCAAACUUCCAUCAAACGGUGCGAGGAGUGCAGGAUGCAGGCGCCGCUGCUUCUGUGGCGGCCGUUGCAGUAGCCGCUGCCGCUGCUGCCUCGACGGCAGCAAAUGACGCCACCGAUGCGGUGGCAGCGCAGUUGACAAAUGGCAGUGCUGUUGCUGCUGUUCUGCAAUUACAGCAACAGCAACAACAACAGCAGCAGCAGCAACAACAACAACAGCAGCAACAGCAACAAUUGCAAUCAUCGAGUUCUUCCGAGAAUCUCCAAUCGCAGGACGAUUCAGAAGAUGUGGAUCUGAUAUUCAACGAGGAGGGCUCCUGCCCGCUGUGCAACAAGACCUUCUCGCGCAAAUCCUCGCUCAUGACGCACAUACGAAAUCAUUCAGCGGAGCGCAAGUUUGUCUGCAGCUAUUGCCACAAAGGCUUUACGCAGGCAGCAAAUUUGCGCAACCACGAGCGCAUACACACAAAUGAUCGACCAUAUCAGUGCGUCGAUUGCGGCAAAACGUUUACCCAAAUCACAAAUUUGAACAAUCACCGACGAUUGCAUACGGGCGAAAGACCCUUUGUAUGCAAUGAGCCGGAAUGUGGACGAAGCUUUGCCCAGGUUACCAAUCUGAACAAUCACAUGAAGUCACACCACAAGGUCCAGCAAUACUGCUGCAACGUGUGCAGCAAGAAGUUCACACAGGUCACCUCACUCAAUCAGCAUCUGCAAGCGCAUGCCGGCGUCACCGGCUAUUAUUGUCCUCGAUGUCCGGAGAAGAACUUUAAGCUACAAUCGCAGCUGCAUACGCACAUGAAGACACAUGGACUGGCGUUUCCAUAUGAGUGCAGUAAAUGCGAUGAGAAAUUUCUGCAACAAUCGCAUCUCGAUCAGCAUUUGAAGAUGCACGAUGAGUUCAAAUUCAAAUGCGACAUUUGCCCCAGUAGCUUUAAUCAGGAGUCGCUGCUCAAGAAGCAUGUGCAGCGUCAUGUGGAGGGUCGCUACUUGAACUGCCCGGUGGCCAAUUGUGCCGAAUCGUUUGCGGUGCGACAGCAUCUAUCCAAGCAUUUGCUCACCAAUCACUCGCAUCACGAGCUGCCGCCACCGAAGCGCUCCAAAAAGACGAUCACACUGCAAUCGCCACAGCAACCGCUCGCCAUGAUUGGACAGCCGCUAUCGUUGCAACACACGACGGGGCAGCGUGGUCGACCGCCCAAAAACAAGAAAGCCACAUUGGCAGCCACGGCAAUUAAGAUCGAGAUCAAUGAGCCGUUGCACAGUCAGCAUAUUAUCAGCAGUGCCAGUGGCCUUUCCAUACAGCAGCAGAUCAAUCAGCACAUGCAGGCGCAACAGCAGCAGCAACAACAACAGCAACAGCAGCAACAACAACAGCAGCAGCAGCAGCAACAUCUUCAUCUGCCAAUGGGCCAAACGGUCAAGGCGCGCUUUAUACCCACAAAAUAAAAAUUAAAGAAAUCGAACGAGAGACAAAUGGGCUCGAGUUCGACUGCGACAGCGAAUGAAAGAAAAAAGAAGAGAGAGAAACAAACAACACGAGAGUGAGUGAAUCAGAAUGAGAGUGAGAGCGGACAUAUCUGCGGCUCAGUAAUUGUCUUCGAUCGGUCUGGCGUUAGCAUCUUCAUCAUAAUCUCCCCCAAAUCAACUCUAGCAAUAGUUACACAAAUUUUGAACAAAAUAGUAUCACAUAUCCAUGGAGCACAUACAUAACCAUAUAACCAUAUGCAAUAUACGAUAGCAAAUAGUUCAAAACUAUGCAAUGUGACUGUGCGCUGAAACGCUAGCUAGAACCCUUCAAAUGUUCCACAGAACUGCCCUAUAUUUGAAAAGAGGAAAAACAACAUUAUUUCAAGAAGAUCAUACAACAUUUAUUUAGUGACUCAUUUAUUCGAAUUGCUUUAACUUCUUUGUAGAUAUACAAUAUUGCUGAAGAUUAAGAUAUUACAAUUAUACCUAAAGUGUUUUAAAAGAGAGUCUUCAAACAAAUUAUGAAAGUUUCCUAUUUAAAAAAUAUGUUGUAUGAUACACAAACACCUCAAGAUGAGUAUAACCUUUUGCUAAUUUGAAAGGCAUGGAGCAAAAUAGAGUUCUAAUUUGCGAGCGUGCACCGUAGCAAGUAAACGUUAAUUGAAUACGAUAAUAAUCAAUGGUUCGGUGUGGGCGGAUCGCUUAGAUGCCAACUGUCAGUGGCGAUAUUGCUUGGACUGCAAUUGAGGCUGCUGGUUCGGUUUCUUCACGUCUUUCCGCUGCAGCCCCUGCUUGACGCCCGGCGCUCCACCCGCCCGUUCUGUCGCUUAACCAAAUCAUACAAAAA
Drosophila sulfurigaster albostrigata is the source of this 2990-nucleotide messenger RNA. Its product is annotated as zinc finger protein 239. Gene Ontology annotation, molecular function: DNA-binding transcription factor activity; RNA polymerase II cis-regulatory region sequence-specific DNA binding. Lineage: Eukaryota; Metazoa; Arthropoda; Insecta; Diptera; Drosophilidae. Gene Ontology annotation, cellular component: nucleus. Bases 572 to 2122 code for a protein of 516 amino acids. The transcript is spliced from 6 exons. The record is from RefSeq and is a predicted model, not a curated record. Gene Ontology annotation, biological process: regulation of transcription by RNA polymerase II.